GCUCUUGAAAAGUCUAAACCCACCACCCUUCUUUGUGAAUGCUGCUUCUCAACCUUCUUCUUCAUAUUAAUUGAUUCUUAAACAUGACCCAAACCCACAUCCAUUAACAAAACUUUACCUCGUCUGUCUUUCUCUCUCAAGGUUUGUCAACCAAGAUUCUUUUGUAAUUAGGAUCUUGAAUUCUUGAUCAAUUCAUCUUCUUUCCAAAUUUCAAUCUUUUUCUUGUGUCAUGGGGGCCAAAGGGCAUAGCCAGAGCAGGUUCAUGUGGAUCGUAACGAUCCCAAUAAAAGUAUUGGGCAAAGCCAGGGAUCUCUACGUGAAGAGCAUGACAGGGUGCGCUGCGAGAGCCAGUUAUGGCCACUCCAUGUCGAUGCCACACGGUCAAUUGCCCAAGAGUUAUAGUAUGGGGUCAUCCAUGUCCAACGACUAUGACGAUUACAGAGAGCUUAUAAGGGCUGCAUCCGUGAGGAGCCUUGGUCAUAAAAAUGAAAUUGACAUGUUAAUGCAGCAAUCGAAACAGUUGCCCAAGAGUUGCAGUGUUGGGAUGGGAUUCAUGGGAAGGAUUGACGAGGCAGCAUCUGAAGAAGAAGGUAGUAGCCAUGGUGCAAAUAAGAAAGCAGCAAAGGCAGAGUUGUAUCCUCGAAGCAGAAGCUAUGCUGUAGCCAAAACAAGUGUUGCCUUUUGAUUGAUUUGAUGAAAAUUCGGAUAUGGGAAAAGCUGAAAUUUGUAAAGAGCCUUGCCUGCCACCCCCUUUGGCGUCUGGUUUGGUUCUUCCUGACGCUAGAAAGCGUCUGUGUAAACAUUAUUUUAAGCGUUGUGCAGCAUUUGUUUCUUUUCCAAUUCAAA
This is a messenger RNA of Hevea brasiliensis (rubber tree), 846 nucleotides long. RefSeq lists its product as uncharacterized. NCBI's taxonomy places the organism in Eukaryota, Viridiplantae, Streptophyta, Magnoliopsida, Malpighiales, Euphorbiaceae. The transcript is spliced from 2 exons. Bases 230 to 685 code for a protein of 151 amino acids. The record is from RefSeq and is a predicted model, not a curated record.